Molecule: messenger RNA, 907 nt
Organism: Eucalyptus grandis
Lineage: Eukaryota; Viridiplantae; Streptophyta; Magnoliopsida; Myrtales; Myrtaceae
Product: cysteine-rich repeat secretory protein 38
Exons: 2
Coding region: 67-789 (240 amino acids)
Source: RefSeq, a predicted model, not a curated record
AAUCAUCAUUUUCUUUCUUCAAAGAGCCAAAACCUCCCUAGUCUUUAAUCUGUACAAGUCACAAGUAUGUUUCUCUCCAGAUCAAUCCCUCUCCUCCUCUCCUUCUUCCUUCUUCUCGACACGAGCUUCGGCGCCAAUCCGCUUAAACAUAUUUGCUUCCGCAGAGAUAACUACACUUCCGGUAGUCCUUUCAAAACCAAUCUCGACAGCUUGCUCACUACUCUCGUUUCCAAGGUUCCUCCCAGUGGGUUUGGAACCGGCUCAAGCGGCGAGGGGAACGAUCAAGUGUACGGGCUAGCCCUUUGCCGGGGUGACGUAUCGAGCUCUGACUGCGAAAGUUGCGUCUCCGAUGCAGGCCCAGAGCUUUUGCAGCGUUGCCCUGAGCAGAAGGUCGCUAUUAUUUGGUAUGAUAAUUGUCUCCUCAAGUAUUCCAAAAUGGAAUUCUUCGGCAAGAUCGACACCACGAACAAGUUCCACUGGUGCAACGUGCACGACGUCGACAUGGACUUCAUGGAAUUCAACAGGAAGAUCAAGCAACUGCUGAGCAACUUGACAGACGAAGCCGUGGCAGGUCCCAAAUUGUAUGCAUAUGGCGAACUCGGGCUCGGAGGGAACAAGACACUGUUUGGCUUGGCUCAGUGCACAAGGGAUCUAUCCGCAUAUGACUGCAAGACGUGCCUCAAGGGCGCGAUAUUUGACCUGCGCUUUUGCUAUGGCAAACGAGGGUGGAGAACCGUUGGGGGGAGUUGCAACGUUAGAUCUGAGCUUUACCCUUUCGUUGAUGUUUGAGAUUGUUUGAAACUCAAUGAUCUUCGCAAAUGGAUGCAACAGGCAUGUAUGAUGCAUCAAAGUUUGAAGAAAUUAAAUCCAAUAAUUGAUGAAUCUCACGAGGAUGUUUAGUUUUUCA